Malurus melanocephalus (red-backed fairy wren) is the source of this 861-nucleotide messenger RNA. Its product is annotated as importin subunit alpha-5-like. The record is from RefSeq and is a predicted model, not a curated record. Lineage: Eukaryota; Metazoa; Chordata; Aves; Passeriformes; Maluridae. Gene Ontology annotation, biological process: NLS-bearing protein import into nucleus. The transcript has 3 exons. Gene Ontology annotation, cellular component: nucleoplasm; nucleus. Gene Ontology annotation, molecular function: nuclear import signal receptor activity. Bases 216 to 527 code for a protein of 103 amino acids.
AGGAACAAUGCCAACCCCAACCCCUCUGUUCCCAGGCAGUGAUAGACGCCAACAUUUUCCCGGUGCUGAUCGAGAUCCUGCAGAAAGCGGAAUUCCGCACGAGGAAAGAGGCGGCGUGGGCCAUCACCAACGCCACGUCAGGAGGGACCCCCGAGCAGAUCAGGUACCUGGUAAAUCUGGGCUGUAUCAAACCCCUGUGUGAUCUGCUGACAGUGAUGGAUUCCAAAAUUGUCCUGGUGGCUUUGAACGGGCUGGAAAACAUCCUGAGGUUGGGAGAGCAGGAGGCCAACCAGAGCGGGACCGGGAUCAACCCCUACUGCAGCCUGAUCGAGGAGGCCUAUGGUUUGGAUAAGAUCGAAUUCCUGCAGAGCCACGAGAACCAGGAGAUCUACCAGAAAGCUUUUGAUCUGAUCGAGCACUACUUUGGGGUGGAGGACGACGCUGCCGUGGCUCCUCAGGUGGAUGAAAACCAACAGCAAUACAUCUUCCAGCAAGCUGAGGCCCCCAUGGAAGGAUUCCAACUAUAAUUUUGGGAUGAAUCCCCUCGGGAAAAAAAAAAACCCAAAAAAAAAAUCACCACAAACUUUUUCUGGAAAGUUUGGGAAGAGCGGCUGCCGGUCCUGGCUGUGGGGAAAAGCUGGACGUGUGCACUCCACCUGUUUUAGGAAAACUCUGCAAAAAAAAGAAAACAAAAAACAAAAAAAAAAUAUACAAAACAACGCUUGAUCCUCCCAGAAAGAAGGGGAUUUUUUUUUCUGGAGGCAGGAAGGACACGGAGGUGACACAGGUGGCACCUUUUUUGGUGGCUUCUUCUUUGUGGUUCUUCCCUCGGGUUGGGUGAGGACACGGAGAGAGGAGGGA